Molecule: messenger RNA, 681 nt
Organism: Dama dama (fallow deer)
Lineage: Eukaryota; Metazoa; Chordata; Mammalia; Artiodactyla; Cervidae
Gene: PROP1
Product: PROP paired-like homeobox 1
Exons: 3
Coding region: 1-681 (226 amino acids)
Biological process (GO): pituitary gland development; regulation of transcription by RNA polymerase II
Cellular component (GO): transcription regulator complex
Molecular function (GO): RNA polymerase II cis-regulatory region sequence-specific DNA binding; DNA-binding transcription factor activity, RNA polymerase II-specific
Source: RefSeq, a predicted model, not a curated record
AUGGAUGCAGAAGGGAGAAGUGAGCAGGGUAAGCAAACGAAGGAGCAAGUUUGCAGCAGCCUGUGGCCUGAGGGCUACCCAGCCGCUGAGACUGUGACCUCCUCAGUGGACAUGAACACUCGGCCUUACCGGAACCUCUCUAGUCUAAGAGUGGGGAGACCAAAGCUUUCCCCACAAGGAGGACAGAGGGGUCGGCCACACUCCCGGCGUCGUCACCGCACCACCUUCAGUCCAGGGCAGUUGGAACAGCUGGAGUCAGCUUUUGGGAGGAACCAGUACCCUGACAUUUGGGCACGAGAAAGUCUUGCUCAGGACACGGGCCUCAGUGAGGCCAGAAUCCAGGUCUGGUUCCAGAACCGCAGAGCUAAGCAGAGGAAGCAAGAGCGGUCACUGCUCCAGCCACUGGCCCACCUGUCUCCUGCCACCUUCUCUGGUUUCUUGCCCGAGCCCCCUUCUUGUCCCUACUCCUACCCAACACCGCCUCCCCCAAUGACCUGCUUCCCUCACCCCUACAACCAUGCUCUUCCAUCUCAGCCCUCCACAGGUAGUUCCUUUCCUCGACCCUACCAGUCUGAAGACUGGUACCCCAACUUGCACCCAACCCCUGCUGGUCAUCUGCCCUGCCCUCCACCCCCACCCAUGCUUCCCCUCAACCUUGAGCCACCAAAGUCCUGGAACUAA